Molecule: messenger RNA, 921 nt
Organism: Saprolegnia parasitica CBS 223.65
Lineage: Eukaryota; Oomycota; Saprolegniomycetes; Saprolegniales; Saprolegniaceae
Exons: 1
Coding region: 5-877 (290 amino acids)
Molecular function (GO): protein binding
Source: RefSeq, a predicted model, not a curated record
CGAAAUGCCACCGAGUAGUAAGCCGCACCAGAGCCUCCUCGACGCCAUCGAGCGCGGCGACGCUGACGCCGUCCAUAGCCUCUUGAAGGCCGCCGACAUUGCCUCGUCGUCACCGGAAGCAAGCCGGUCGCUCAUCGCCGCCGCCUGUCUCUCGCGCUCGUACUUGAUCCUGACGUCACUCAUUGACCACGGCGCCUUUGUCUUCCUCGCGUCGCUGCCCGAAGCGCGCAACCGCCACAUCGUGUCGCAGUUCAUGAACCUCGCCGUGCAAGGCGGCAACCUCAGCAUCGUCGCGUGUCUUGGCCGGCUCACCGGCAUCAACAUGGCCGACUGCUACGAGACGCGAACGCUGCCGGACGGCCGAAAGGAGCUACUGACCCCGCUCCUCGUCGCGUCGAUCCACGGUGACGUGGCCAUGAUCAACUAUCUUCUCGAGGCCAACGUGGAUGUGAACUAUGGCGCAACCCGGGACGGCAACUCGCCGCUGUGCAUGGCGACCGCUCAUGGCCACCAUGCGGCCGUGCAGAUCCUGCUCGAGGCCGGCGCCAACCCAGAGCACCGCAACGGCAAGGGUGAGAGCGCCUAUGACAUGGCCCGCGCGUACGGCCACCUCAACAUCCUCUGCCUUCUCGGCAUGGACGACCAGCACGGCCACAUGCACGUGAGCGGCCGCGCGAUCGAGUCGACGAUCCAGCGCAUCCGGCGCUCCAAGGCGCACACGUCGUUCGCGGUCCGAGAGCGCGAAAAGGUCGACUUUAGCUCGCUGCACAAGAAGAUAUCGAGCCUGAAAGGUCGGAUUUCAGGCCAGAACGGGCGGCUCUCGGCCGUGCACUCGUCGUCGUCGACGUCGAGCGACCCCACGGCCUCGACACCCUAGUCGAUGCCAUUAGCUUAUUUAUACACCACCACCUUUCUUCCUCG